Dictyostelium discoideum AX4 is the source of this 2505-nucleotide messenger RNA. RefSeq lists its product as hypothetical. NCBI's taxonomy places the organism in Eukaryota, Evosea, Eumycetozoa, Dictyosteliales, Dictyosteliaceae. The transcript has 7 exons. The coding region runs from base 1 to 2505 and encodes 834 amino acids. The record is from RefSeq and is a predicted model, not a curated record.
AUGAAAAGAAGAGGGUUUAUUCUAUUUUUCUUUUUAUUCAUAUUUUUUGAAUUAAACCAAACAACUAUUGUUGGAUCAGAAUAUAAAUGUUUAUAUAAUUUAUUAAGUAAAAUAUUAAACGUAUCAAAAAACUUUUAUAAAGAAUCUAAAAAUAGAUAUGCACUUUGUCAGACUGUUGAUAAAUCCGAUUUUAUUUGGGCAUAUUGUAAUGAAGAAGGUUUAGUUAAUGAUAUUGUGUUGCGUGGUGAUAAUAAAAGUACAAUAUUUUCAAACAAUGAUUUUAAUUGUUUUUCUUCUUUGCGAAGUAUAGACAUAUUUUUUAAUUAUAAAUUUAAAAGAAAUUUUUUACUUGGAUUUUCAAAUAAUAUAGUUAAUUUCAAAUCACGUUCUUCAGACGAAUCAUUAAUUGAUAUGGAUGUCAAUAUUAACAAAACAAUAGCAAUUCAAAUUUUAAAUAUUAAUCAAUUAAUAAUUAAAAGAGAUUUUAAUGUUUAUUUUUCAAAAUUUGUUAAUGUCCGAAAUUUUGAAAUUUACACACUACGAUCAAAACAUCAAAUUAAUUAUAUAAAUGAUUUGGUUAAUUUAGGAUGUAAUUUUGAUAUAGUUUCGUUUUCUUCGAAUAAUAUACCAUCAAUGAAAAAUAUACAAUCAAAUACAUUAAAUAUAAAUUUAAAUUCAAAUUUUAAUAUUGAUUCAUUUUCCAACUUUUCAACAUACACAAAAAUAGGUGCUAUAGAAUUAACUCCAUCAAAUCCAUCAAUGAUUUUCCCAUUCCCACCCCCAUCUUGUGUUAAUGUUUUAAAAAUAAAUUAUCAAAUAGAUAAACCAUUGGAUUUUAUUGAUUUAUCUAAAUUUGAAAAUCUGUAUGAUUUGUGGUUGAUAGGAGAAUUCAAUGGAAAUUGGUAUGGUGAAGAUUUUGAUAUUAGCGAUAACUAUAUUGAUAUUUAUCUUCCAUCAUGUUUUAAAUGUCACUAUUUACAACCAUCAAUUAGCAGACCAAUAUCUGGUAAUAGAUUUAAAAAUUUCGACCCAAAUAACUUAGAACCAUGUUUAAGCAUAGAUUUAAAUCUUUCAUAUAAUAACUCCACUGAUCAAUUACUAUUGUAUGGUAGUGAUCUUGGAUUUCCAACAUCAAUCAUGAUAUUAGAUAACCCAAUUUUAGUAUUUGAUUAUGGUGAAAAAUGUAAGGAAAUUAGAAUUUUAAAGCCUAGAUGGAAGAUAGGAGAAGUACCAAAAGCAAUUAAUGUUACAUUUCCUUUUUUACCACAAGGUCCAAGAACAUUUGAAAUCUCUGCAUAUAAUGAAUUUUUACCACAAAUCGAUAGUAUAGUUAGAUAUUCAGAUUAUUUUAUUAUCAGUGGUAAAUACUUUGCAUACAAUCAGAGUGUAACUACUGUUUUAAUUUCAAAUCAUUCAUGUUCAAUUAUAACAAGUAAUUUCAAUGAAAUUCAAUGUUAUCUUUCAAAUUCAAAUCAAAUCAUUAAUAAUGAAGAAUUAAUUACAAGUAUUAUUCAAGUUAUGAAUGUUUCAAGUAAAUUUAAUUUCAGAGUGAAUCAAGCAUGUAAUGGUAAUAAUUGUCCAAUUGCAGAUUGUAAUAAAUAUGGUGAAUAUAAUUAUGAAAGUGGUGUUUGUGAUUGUUAUUCAAAUGAAUGGAGAGGCUAUUCAUGUCAAUUAAAAUCAUUAAAUUGUUUAAGUAAUGAUUGUAGCGGUAAUGGUUAUUGUAAUAGUAUUAUUGGUAAAUGUCAAUGUAAUACAAAUAAAAUAUUCGAUGAUUGUAGUGGUAUAUUAUGUAAUAAUGGUAAUGGUUGUUAUAAUGGUGGUAAUUGUAAUUUUCAAAAUGGAAUUUGUAAUUGUUCAUCCGAAUGGAUCGAAAGUUCAGGAUGUGCAACACCCAAACAAUCAAUUGAUUCACAACAAUUAGAACAAACAAAAAAUGAUCAAAUACUAACAUUAAUUGGUUGGUUUGGUAAUAUUAAUAUAUUUUUAACAAUACUAAUCGAUGGUAAAAUUUGUGAUAUCACUUCAAAUAAUAAUGAAACCAUUCAAUGUAUUCCACCAAAUUAUCCGUGUGAUUUCAUAAAAAACUCAUCAUUAAAAUUAUCAGUUUCUCAAAAUAAUUACAUAUGGGAUGGGAUUUAUAAUCCAAUAUUUAUCAAUGGUUGUAGUAGUAGUGAAGACAGUAGUAGUAGUAGUAGUAGUAGUAGUAGUAGUAGUAGUAGUAGUAGUAGUAGUAGUAGUAGUAGUAGUAGUAGUAGUAGUAGUAGUAGUAGUAAUAGUAAUAGUAGUAGUAAUAGUGGUAGUAAUGAAAACAAAAAAGAAAAAGAAAAUUCAUCAUCUAAAAAAUUAAUUAUAAUAAGUUUAUUAGGUUUUGGUUUCUAUAAAAAAACAAUUAAAAAUAAUUAUUUAAAUUUAAAUUAUAUAAAAAUUAAAAUAAACUCGAAUGAAUAUGAUGAUGACCAACGAGAUAAUUUUUCAAAAAAUAAUAUAAAUUUAGUUAACCUUUAA